Messenger RNA from Cetraspora pellucida, 444 nucleotides. NCBI's taxonomy places the organism in Eukaryota, Fungi, Glomeromycota, Glomeromycetes, Diversisporales, Gigasporaceae. The record is from the annotation of a GenBank genome assembly.
AUGCUUCCACCUUCAUCUGGUACAUUUACAAGUCUUGAGGAGCUUCUUACUUACAUUCGAACUUUUACUAAAAGUCAAGGUUAUGUUAUUACUAUAAAAAGAAACAGAUUGAAUUUAACAGAAAAUUCACGUCAUAAAUGGAUAGCAUCAAGACUAAUAGAGUGUUCAUUUGAGCUCUUUGGAACAAAACAUAACAAUGUUUGGUAUCUUGAGAUCUGGAAUUCUGAACACAAUCAAGAGGCUUCUGUUAAUAUGUCUGGUCACUCAAUUACUCAAAAAUUAAAUAUUGAUCAAAGAGAACAAGUUAAACAAAUGUCUGCUGCUGACUCCUGUCCUCACCAAAUUUUAUCAACUAUUCAGCAGAACAAUCCUUUUUUGAUGGCUAUAUCUAGAACAAUCUAUAAUACUUUGUACUCUAUUCAUCAAGAAAAACUUAAUAGCUAA